Daldinia caldariorum is the source of this 291-nucleotide messenger RNA. RefSeq lists its product as uncharacterized. Gene Ontology annotation, molecular function: zinc ion binding; nucleic acid binding; DNA-directed RNA polymerase activity. The transcript is spliced from 2 exons. Gene Ontology annotation, biological process: termination of RNA polymerase III transcription; DNA-templated transcription. The coding region runs from base 1 to 291 and encodes 96 amino acids. The record is from RefSeq and is a predicted model, not a curated record. NCBI's taxonomy places the organism in Eukaryota, Fungi, Ascomycota, Sordariomycetes, Xylariales, Hypoxylaceae. Gene Ontology annotation, cellular component: RNA polymerase III complex.
AUGUCGGCAGAGGCCGGACGCAACCGGCUCGAGUGCCGCACGUGUCCGUACCAGCACCUGAUCGAGGAGAACAUGUACUCGCGGCGGUACUUCAAGCGCAAGGAGCGCGAGGACGUCUUCGGCGGCGCCGGCGCCUGGGAUAACGCCGACAAGACCCCCGUCCAGUGCAACAACUCCUCCUGCAACGGCAAGGAGGCCGCUUUCUACCAGAUCCAGAUCCGCAGCGCCGACGAGCCCAUGACCAGUUUCUUCAAGUGCAUGACGUGCGGCCACCGAUGGAGAGAAAACUAG